AGCAUCAACCAAGUGAGAGAAGCUCAUCAAAAUCUCCAUUUUCAUCCACCAUAUUCGAACCAAAGCUUAAGGAGAAGAAGGAGGGGAAAGAAAAGAGAAAGAAGGAGGAAAACUUGAGGAUUAACAAGGUAUCUCAAGAACUUUCACGGGGUUGAAAAGGUCGCCGGAGUUAGUUAAAGUUCACCGGAGUUUCACCGGAGCUCAAUAAGAAAGGCUAGAACUUCAUAAGCUUCUUUUGAGGUUGAGGCUAGAGUCCUGCCACCUGCACCUUUGCCCAGGGUGAACUCAAAUAAGGAAGACGUGAAAUGGAGGGUAGAGGCAUGGCUACGAGGAACAACCCGAGAGGGCAAACUCCGGUGACGUCCGAAGGGGCUAGCCAGGUUGCAUCUCGGGGCGCGAGAGGCGGUAGGAGAGGCCGUGGAGGCCGUGGAGGCCGGGGAGGCCGUCGGGCUCACACCGUGAGCGAUGGCCAUGUUAGCUCGGUGCACGGAACUCACACCGAGGAUUACGACUCUACAUAUGUUCCCGAGACGGAACAUGAGGAGACCCCAUAUGAUGGGGGUGAUACGUACACCGAUGAUGACAACGAUGAGAGUGAUGCCAAGUUCGCCCAGAUGGGUGAAUUGUUAGAGUGGUAUCAAAAAGAGAAACUAAGAAGAGAUCUUAGGCGCCAAGCUAGGCGUGCUUCUCAGAGAGGUUCGGUACAGGGAAGCCAGGGAGCUUCAGUGGUCAUUCCUGUGGCGACACAGGGGGUACAAGGAGGAGGUUUCUGUGUAAGAAUCUCCAAAUACCUCAAGGAGGCGAGGGCCUUGGGGUGUAAGUCAUUCGAUGGCAAGGGCGACAUAUCUGUGGCUACCGACUGGAUCAAGAAACUAAAUGAGGCUGCUAGGGAUAUGCAGAUCGGGCUUGAUAUAAAGCUGACAGUUGCUACCAGGUUACUGGAGGGAGUAGCCGCGGUAUGGUGGGAAGGCGUGGAAGGAAAGUUCCACGGUGAGACCACCUGGGAGAAAUUUGAAGUGGAAUUCUAUAAUCAGUACUACUCAGAGUUUGAGAAGAACCAAAAGAGGAAGGAGUACAUGACCUUGGUACAAGAGGAGGGUUGCUCGGUGAGGCAAUUAGAGCAGAGAUUCCGGGACUUGGCACGAUACAUACCUGAGUACGCCAUGGAUGAGAACCGCAUGGCUAAUCACUUCUGGGAUACCCUACAGUUGGAUAUCCGUGAUAGGGCCACCUACAAUCAUCACAUGACUUUUAGUGAGAUUGUGGAUCAAGGGCUACUUGGGGAAGCCAAGUGGAAUGAAAGGAAGAAAAGAGAAGCCGAAGAGGCAAAGAAGAGAAGGUGGGGAAAUUCUGGACCCCAAGACCAUUCUCGGAAACAUCACGCCGGGAAUGGAAGAUCAUUCAGGGCGCCGGAACCACCGACAAAGAAGAGUAAGGGCCCAGGAGGGCAAGGGCAUAGCUCGGGGAGCAUGAGGCCACCAAGGUGUCCAAACUGUAACAGGAAUCACUCCGGGAAGUGCAAUGAACCACCCCGGUGCUACAAGUGUGGUAGCACAAGCCACCUCAAACUCUCUUGCCCAAUGUUGAGUGGAGGUGGGCCAUCGGGAGCUGUUGAGGCACCCACGUCUGGUAGGGGUCGUGCGGGACCAUCUCAGGGCGGCACGGGAAGGGGCGGACCCACGGCUAGUAACGCCGCGUCCGUUAACCAAGGGAGGACUCAGGCACGGGUGUACGCAAUGACCGAGGCUGACGCUCGGGCCAACCCGGACUCCAUUGCAGGUUGAGGCUAGAGUCCUGCCACCUGCACCUUUGCCCAGGGUGAACUCAAAUAAGGAAGACGUGGUUCGUGCUUCCAUUCUUAUUUGAAAUUAUGAAAUUGCUCAUGGAUAUUUGAACGAUGUUUUCUAUUAAACUAUUGAAGGGCCUGCGUGCUCAUGGUUGCCACGUGUGGCUAAAUGUCAAACAUAUUUUAUUUCCGCAUUUG
This is a messenger RNA of Cuscuta epithymum, 1984 nucleotides long. Lineage: Eukaryota; Viridiplantae; Streptophyta; Magnoliopsida; Solanales; Convolvulaceae. The record is from the annotation of a GenBank genome assembly.